Molecule: messenger RNA, 1500 nt
Organism: Metarhizium brunneum ARSEF 3297
Lineage: Eukaryota; Fungi; Ascomycota; Sordariomycetes; Hypocreales; Clavicipitaceae
Gene: DDC
Product: Aromatic-L-amino-acid decarboxylase
Biological process (GO): amino acid metabolic process
Cellular component (GO): cytoplasm
Molecular function (GO): carboxy-lyase activity; pyridoxal phosphate binding
Source: RefSeq, a predicted model, not a curated record
AUGGACACCAACGAGUUUAGAACGGCGGCCAAGGCGGCUAUUGACGAGAUUGCCGACUACCAUGACAAUGUCUCCUCCAAGCGUGUCGUCUCCGACGUCCAGCCCGGCUACCUACGCCGCUUGCUCCCUUCGUCGGCGCCGCUAGACCCGGAGCCGUUCGACGCCAUCCGCGCCGACAUCCAGGACAAGAUCAUGCCGGGCAUCACGCACUGGAACAGUCCCGGCUUCAUGGCCUUCUUCCCCUGCUCGAGCAGCUACCCGUCCGCCAUUGCCGAGAUGUACUCCAACGCCUUCAGCGGCGCCCACUUCAACUGGAUCUGCAGCCCUGCCGUCACGGAGCUCGAGACCAUUGUGCUCGACUGGAUCGCCCAGGCCCUCGGCCUCCCGGAGUGCUACACUUCCAGCGGGAGCACCCACGGCGGCGGCGUCCUGCAUGGCUCGGCCAGCGAGGCCAUCCUCACCGUCAUGGUUGGCGCGCGAGACAAGUACAUUGCCGCCAAGACGGCACACCUCCCCGACGGCGAGGACAAGGAGGAGGAGGUAUGGCGCCUGCGGAGCAAGCUCGUCGCCCUGGGCAGCGCCGGCGCGCACUCGAGCACCAAGAAGGCCGCCCAGGUGCUCGGCGUGCGCUUCGCCACCGUCCCCAUCUACGAGGAGGACGGGCUGGCCAUGAAGGGCGAGUCCCUGGCCAAGACGCUCGACGAGCUCGCCGCCAAGGGCCUGGAGCCCUUCUACCUCACCACCACCAUGGGCACCACCGACGUCUGCGCCGUCGACGACUUUGCCGGCAUCGCGAGCGUCCUCCAGGGCCGGAUCGCUGCCGGCAAGACGGAGCUGUUCGUCCACGUCGACGCCGCCUACGCCGGCUCGGCGCUCCUCCUCCCGGAGAACCAGCACAUCGCCGCGCCGCUCGUGCACUUCCACUCGUUCAACUUCAACCCGCACAAGUGGAUGCUCACCACGUUUGACUGCAGCGCGACGUUUGUGCGCUCCCGCGCCGACCUCAUCACCGCGCUGAGCAUCAAGCCGCCGUACCUGCGCAACCAGUUCUCCGACAACGAGCUCGUCACCGACUACAGGGACUGGCAGAUCCCCCUGGGCCGGCGCUUCCGCUCGCUCAAGCUGUGGUUCGUCCUGCGCAGCUACGGCAUAAGCGGCCUGCAGGCGCACAUUCGCAACGGCGUGGCCAUGGGCGAGAAGCUCGAGGAGAGGCUGCGCCGCAGAAGGGACCUGUUUACCGUCUUUACCGCCUCGAGGUUCGGCCUGGUCUCGCUGCGCGUCGCCGGUAAGGACGAGGACGAGGUGAAUGCGCGCACGGAGAAGGUGUACGAGGCUGUGAAUGCCGGCGGCAGCUUCUACCUGACGAGCACCGUUGUCGGCGGCAAGUUUGCCAUUAGGGUGUGCUUGGGGGUGCCCACCGUGCGGGAGGAGCAUGUGCAGGGCGUGUUUGAGGCCUUGGUCAAGGAGGCCGAGACGGUCUGUGGCGACUUGCCGAAUUAG